CUCGGGCCUGCCUCGGCCACGUGGACGACUCGCCCAGCCCCUGGCCAGCCUGCAGGGGCACCGAGCACCUCCUUCCCGUGGCAAGCCCAGAGCUGAAGCGCUGCAGCAUGGCGCGCGGCUGCCUCCAGGGCGUCAAGUACCUCAUGUUCGCCUUCAACCUGCUCUUCUGGCUGGGAGGCUGCGGUGUGCUGGGCGUUGGCAUCUGGCUGGCUGCCACGCAGGGGAACUUCGCCACCCUGUCCUCCUCCUUCCCCUCCCUGUCGGCCGCCAACCUGCUCAUCAUCACUGGCGCCUUCGUCAUGGCCAUAGGCUUCGUGGGCUGUAUCGGGGCCAUCAAGGAGAACAAGUGCCUCCUGCUCACGUUCUUCGUGAUGCUGCUGCUCGUGUUCCUGCUGGAGACCACCAUUGCCGUCCUCUUCUUCGCCUACACUGACAAGAUUGAUAGGUAUGCCCAGCGAGACCUGAAGAAGGGCCUGCACCUGUACGGCACACAGGGCAACGUGGGCCUGACCAACGCCUGGAGCAUCAUCCAGACUGACUUCCGCUGCUGCGGCGUCUCCAACUACACUGACUGGUUUGAGGUGUACAAUGCCACGCGCGUGCCCGACUCCUGCUGCCUGGAGUUCAGCGAGAGCUGUGGGCUGCACGCACCCGGCACCUGGUGGAAAGCGCCCUGUUACGAGACGGUGAAGAUGUGGCUUCAGGAGAACCUGCUGGCUGUGGGCGUCUUCGGGCUGUGCACGGCGCUGGUGCAGAUUUUGGGCCUGACUUUUGCCAUGACCAUGUACUGCCAGGUGGUCAAGGCGGACACCUCCUGUGCGUAGGCUGCCUGUCACCUCGCUUCUCUACCAAAGGCCGCCACCCCCCAGGACAUGGCCACACACCCACUUUUCCCACCACAGGACUCGGUGCUGCACCCUGGCUGGGCUCUCGGUGCACCUGCGCUGAGCAGGUGCCUGCAGCCCCCAGGAAUCCUGUCCCUGGAAGGCCCUGGGGUCUCUGCACCAGCGGAGGGGCGGCCAAGCGCUGGCUGCGGUACCCAAGGCUGGGGGGCGGGAGGGGCUACCAGCAGUUUUUAUACCUAUGUAUCCUCCAGAGCAGUGCUCACACAGGAUGGGGCGGCCAAGCUGUGGUCCCCAGCCUCCCACAGACACUGGGUGGGGUGCAGGGGCUGGAUCUCAGCCGCCCUCAGGCCGCUCACUGGUCCUGGUGCUCCAGGCGGGGCACAGGCCCCGUCAUCCACAUUCCGGCGGUGCCCGGGCUCCAGGUGCAUCUCAAUAAAGAGUGUGA
Molecule: messenger RNA, 1290 nt
Organism: Propithecus coquereli (Coquerel's sifaka)
Lineage: Eukaryota; Metazoa; Chordata; Mammalia; Primates; Indriidae
Gene: TSPAN4
Product: tetraspanin 4
Exons: 8
Coding region: 108-824 (238 amino acids)
Cellular component (GO): membrane
Source: RefSeq, a predicted model, not a curated record